UGGGUCAGGGACAGGCUGUGAAUCGCUGCUCCUUUAUACUUAAAUCAGUCACCGUGGAGUUGAACACGGACACAGCAGGAGUUCAAACUUUGGCCAUUUAACCAUGGAAACUAAAGACAGCGGACAACAGGAAAGUCAGUGGACAACCCUGGCAGAUAACGGAAGAAUGGACGAUGUGAAAACUGGCCCUCACCAGGACUGAAUCUCCUCCCCGGGUCUCCUCCACCUUCAUGUCCCCCUCCUCCUCUCCGUGCCAGAUGCCUCCGCGGGGAGACGGGGGCUACAAGCCGGCAGCGGUGUCCCCUGCCCCGCCUGUCCCGCCGAGGAGGGUCCGGAGCCGGGACAGGGGCUCCGGCAGGACGCGGCGGUCCGGGGCAGGGGCAGCGGAGAGGCGGGUGAAGUGUGUGCUGGUGGGGGACGGAGCUGUGGGGAAAACCAGCCUGGUGGUCAGCUACACCACUAAUGGGUAUCCCACAGAGUACGUCCCGACAGCGUUUGACAACUUCUCAGCGGUGGUAUCAGUGGACGGGCAGCCAGUCAAACUACAACUAUGUGACACAGCUGGACAGGAUGAGUUUGACAAACUGCGUCCUCUGUGUUACACCAGUGCAGAUGUGUUCCUGCUGUGCUUCAGCGUCGUUAGUCCUGCGUCCUUUCAGAACGUUCCUGAGAAAUGGGUCCCGGAGAUCCGGAAACAUGUCCCCAUCGCUCCACUUGUCCUGGUUGGGACGCAGUGUGACCUCCGAGAAGAUGUCAAGGUUCUCAUAGACCUGGCGAAGUAUCGAGAACGGCCUGUGGACCCAGCCGAUGCCAGGGACUGUGCGGUGGAGAUUGGUGCUGUGGCCUACAUGGAGUGCUCUUCCCUGACACAAAAAAAUCUGAAAGAAGUGUUUGACACGGCCAUACUGGCCAGCCUGCAGAACCACAGCUCCCAUAAGCCCAAAAGAGGGAAACAGAAACGUCGGAAAAAGCAAAGGCAGACACCUGACAAGAUGAAGAGUUUGUCCAAGUCAUGGUGGAAAAGGUACUGCUGUGUGGCCUAGAGCAGACCUGUGAUGGGUUUGGGUCUAAGACUUUGAUCCUCUGCUGAUUUUCUCCUAGUCUGGAUUCAGCCUGGUUUCUCUUUAAAGGAGCCUUAUGUGGAGCAGGACCUCGACUGGAGUGUGAAUGGGAACUGAAGUAUGACUGUCAUGGAUCUUCUCUUUUAUUUGGGAGCGAUGGAUGAGAUUCACCACUGAGUCCAGCCUGGUUCUGCUCUUGUUCUACGUGCUCCAGCUGUCAUAGAACAAACCAGAUUGAUCUUACAUUUUGUCCUUUUUCUAACCCAGUGAGCUAAUUGCAGGAGGUCACUGUGUCACCCAGAAUUAAGCUGGAAUUAACUGGGACUUUUUUUGGACUAGCAGAAAGACCUGUCCACGUCAUGAUGGAUGUGAUCAUGUUUUUUAAUGAUAAGACUGGUCCAGAUUUGAACAGGAACAGAAACAGAAACUUCACAUGCAUUGAUUUGUGUUUAGUCUGGUGUUCUGGUAAAAGUCUUCCCUAUUUGUGAGGGAUUUAUGUAGCCUUGAAGGGAAUUGGACCAUCUAAAGACUACACUUGAUGUGACCUAAAUGAAACUGCAUCUAAAUUUACUCCUUUUUUAAACUUGUUUCUAACUUUACUUGGGUGUCUAAUAGUCACAAUUAGAAAUAACUGCUGACUAAAAUAGUUUAGUAACCAAACUGUGUCUUUAAUUACACAUGAACAGGAGAACGCAUUUUGAAUUUUGCGACCCAAACCGAUUUGUUUUUAUCACCGGACGGAAUUGUAGUCAGGAUUUAGUCAACAAAAAACUUAGUUUUAUAAACAGCUAAUAAUUAUAUCCUUGCAUUUUAGACUGGAUUUAUUCUAGUUAUGGGAUUAGGUCUGACUUGGUUGUAAGUGUGGUUUUCUUCAUGUCCUGCCGCAGUUUAGCCCAGAAUGAAGCCAGACGUUGGAUAAGUUCGGUGAGGCUCAGGCUUUGGUUACCGGAUCGUGUCUUGUUUUAAAAAACGAUAACAACAAAAAACAACUUAAAAUGUUUUCACUUCGGCAAGAUGUUCAAAAAUCAUUGGAAAAUGAAACCUACCACAUAUUUGAAUACAAGCAAUGUAUCUUGAAUAUCAAAGUGAUAAUAAUCCCAGCAUUGUUCUGUAAGAACAAGUUGUACAUUUUCUCAAGAAGACACAAACUGUAUCGAGUCGGUAACCUACUUCAAGUUUUCAUUGGUGGAAGUUCGUUAUCCUCAUAUGUCCUGCAUGAACGAUUACACAUUAUGAGGUAUUAAUGUGGUUUGGUUGAAUAUAAAUCUUUGUUCUGUGGUGGUGGAUUGUGGCUGGCGCUUGAUCAUGGCUGGAAAGGACGACAUUUUGUUAUUUUAAUGUUUUGUUUUAUCCCCUCUUCAUCACAACCAUACUGUGUGCUCAAAGUAGUCUAAGAUCAACUAAGUCCACAAGCCGCAACAUUCUCAGUACCCAAGUGACUGUUUUUUGAGGCUUUUUGUCCACACGCAACCGAGGACUAAAACAAAGAAAAACAAGGAUGUUCAUGUAAACUGUUCACCCAGGAACAUACAUUUACAGGCACAAGUUGCAAGGCUGGGAAAACCUCUGUUGGUUUCAGAUAUUUGUGUGCUUGAUGUGUGUUUGAUUUAUCUUACCAGACACUUAAACAGCCUUAAGUAUGGGCACUUAACAGAAUCAGAUCAACCAAAGUGCUCUUUGCAUGUGUUUAAAUUUACAAAAUGGACUCUAUUUGUUUGUGAAGGUUUGCGGCAAGAAAAUGAUUUAGAGCAAACCGAACAACAAAGAUGAGUUUUUUUCUUAGCUUUUCAAUGCAACUGUGUAUCUAAGACUGUGAAAUUUGAAUUAUGUACAUAUUCAGUGAAAUAUUUUCUUAGUAGUUAUGAACCACAGUUUGAUUCAUCAUGUUUAUUGCUUUGCAUUUGUUCCCUUUAUCCAAAAAUAUGAUCUCCUGCUAUAUUAGAGUGGUAACAUUGUUCAUUUCUACCACUCUGCAUCCAUUCUGCUUUAACGACACAGAGACAUUAUUGUCCGUCAUAUAUCUACUGUGUGGUCUGUCAGUUGUACGGCCGCCUCUGCAGCCCGUCCUCUCAGAGAGACAGAUUCAGCUUUAAAGCAGAAAUAAAAAGGCACACUGAAACACAAAAUGUGUGGCUGUCACUCAGCUGCCGCACCUUCCUUUGUACAUUGUAGUUACAAAACCAAGAACCUGCCUAUAUCAGAAAGGGUCUUUGUAUGCAGUAGAAGGGAAAAACGGUGCAACCGGUUUGCAAUCUGUAAUGAAUUUAAAUCAGCUCUGCCAUGGUUUACUGCAUAUGCAGCAUAAUUAUUCAUAUUGAUCAGACUUAAACACAAGAAGGACUGUUUGGUUAUAUUCCUGAAAAAAAAAAGAUCAAGGAUAACCCUGCUAAGGAUAAAGGUGAGGGACAUCUAAUUUUCCAUGUGUGUAACCCAAAGCUAAUAGAGCUAUAAACUUUCAGCUAACAGGAGUCUCAGGAUUUGGGUGAGCAAAUUAACUAAACACAGGCUUUUUUCAGAUGUAACAAACACCAAUUAUUUCUAGUGUGUGGUUCAAAAAGUCAGUUCUCCUCUUGAGCUGUUGAUGUGCCUUCAAAUUCAGCAAAUUAUAAUUCAUUUGAAAUUUGAACUGUACUGUGAAGGAAAUUUGGUGGAUGAGAAAUACUUUUUUGUAACAUUUAAGUUUAUUCUAACAAAGUUAAAAAUUAAAUAAAAAUAUUCACAGUUUUGGAAACCAUCCUGUGUUUUCUUUAAAGUAAGUGCAAAGUAAAAUAAAGCUGGCUUGCUCUAUUACUGAGAAGGGAUUGUGUAUUUAUAGAGUGACGCCGUCUUUAAAAUGUUACCAUUAUGCUUAAAAGUUACUUACAGCUUGAUAUUAACAUUAAAAUUUGGUUUGAACCAGACCAAAAAAACUAAAAUAUCCUUGUUUAACACAAACUGACCCUCUGUUUACAAUAUGCCCUCAAGACGUACACUAAUUUGAGUAUUUGCAGAGGCGUUUGCUUUGCCAAAUCUAAAAAAUCUCAUUUUGUUAUGCUGAGAUUUGGCCUCAGUGUAAAGCCGUGCCUCCGGGUUGGAAGACUGGCUGUUACUGGAGCUGUUUGGUAGUUUUCUGCUAAAGAUGUUACAACUGUGAGUGAAUGGGUUCACUGUGUCGAUCUUUAACUCAUGAUAGCAAAAGCAUUGUUUCUUCCUGGGGAAAAGACAUAAUAAGUUGCUUGUCUUGCCAUUUGUGUGCAGUCUCGGCUGAUGGUGGAUUUAAGUAGGCUAAAGGUCACGCGAACCCUUAUGAUAGCUGGCUAUGAUCCGUCUUCCUUACUUACAUUCAUGAUUUAUAGACAGUGUAGUGAAGUUUCUCACCACACUGCAGGAUGUGAUUCGUGACUACAGUCAUACCGAAAAAACAUAAAUCUGUGUUAAUUCGUUCCUGCUUAAAUACAUUAAAAUAACAUGAAUGCUGUCUUUGACUCUCACCAUUCAGUCAAUUAAACAAACAAAUCAUAUCUUGCAUGUUUCUGAGAGGGACGUGUUUGUUUUUUUAUCCACCUCUUAAUCUGUCCUGUGACACCUGAUGAGCUAAACUAUAAUCUUUACGUUAUAAUGUCUGUUCGGCUGCUGGUUAAUCGGCUGCGCUGUAUGUCCUGUAUGAUGAUGUAUGGUUUUGUAAUGUAGAAGAGACGGGUCCCUGAAAGUGAGCUAAAGUCAAUCAGAGAAGAGACGUGGUGAUAAAUGGAGUCGAUGGAGUCCUGUGUGGUAAAGUUGAUGUUUUGCUGAAGGUUCGACAGAAAUGUUACUGCUUUGUGCAAAGUCUGAAAAUCAAAUUAGUUUUGCCACUAAAGGAUGAGUUCACAAUUUUCCAAGUGUUUCUUAAAACAAAUGUCAGAUGCCUUAAUUUGAAACACAUUUCCUUGUUGUAAUCAUUCCUCCUCUUCAUACCGACCUUUAGCCGAUCCUCCCCAAUUGUGGUUAUAAUGUAAUGUUAAUCAUUUUGAGAUAAAAUGUAUUUAAGGGUUUAUCUGAAGAUAAUUUGAUGACUCAGCUGUCUGAGAUAGUCAAAUGAAGUAGAUAUCCUCCCAAGUUAAAGUCUUGUCUCUUCCUCGACAGACUGUGUUUUCUUGUUGAGAUGCAGUGGAAGGAUCGUAACAAAAAGAAAGACUGGCACUAAAAAGACUGUAAUGUUGAAUGAUAUUUACUUCAACUGACUAAUUUGAAUGGCUGAAGUUUCAUAUUAGCUUCAAAUAAACUUUUAAAUGCAUUUUUCUUUGGCUUCUAUCACUUAAACUGUAAGUGCAUUACGAAGGGAUCUUUUAAUGGUCAGUCUAAAAAGGAGGAAAGAUUACAGAAAUGAAAAAAUCAUGAACCCGUCCUUUAUGAAAUUCACUGGUGGCUUUUGUGAGUAUGACAUAUGACCUGAUAAUGGCAAUAAUGGCUCCAGUUAUUGUGAGUUAUGUGGUGUUGAAAAGGGCUUUCACAAUACCAAACAUAUUGAAUCAAACACAGUUGUAAAGCCGAUCACACUGUAAUACUCGCCAUCAUUUGUUCCACAUGUACUGUAAAUGUGUAAGAUGUCACAGACCUAAUUCCUUCUCUCAUGUGUGAUUUUCUGCUGCGUUGUUGGAAGGAAAGUAAAGAUGGACAACAAUCCACAUCCAGUCUGAGUUGGGGGUUAUAAAUACAGCCGCCUCUGCGUGUGAACGGCCUCUGCGGACUUUGCUGGGCACCACAUUCCCACACAGUCCUAAUUGUUGAUUGCACAAUAAUAUCCCAUCAAUCCCAGUAAGUUUAAACAAAACGCAGACAAGCCUGGGGAAACGCGCAGAGUGGGACAUUCUUGAGACUGAAUUGUUUUAUUGAGGUUGAAACCCUCUAAAGAACACCUGAGCUCACUCACAUGGGACACCAGCUGAGAACUUUGCUUAGAGGAAACCAACCCGCUCGUCCUGUGCCAAACAUCACAUUGUUUUCAUUAUUCUUGCAUGUCAAAACAUCGUAACAGAUAGUAUGUGGCUGUGAUCUGCUCACACUGACGGUCUAACUGUCAGUCAAAAGACAAUGUGUUUGUACAGAAGUUUUAUACCCUGAGAAAUAAAGAAUAUUUGCUAUAAUA
Molecule: messenger RNA, 6165 nt
Organism: Scomber scombrus (Atlantic mackerel)
Lineage: Eukaryota; Metazoa; Chordata; Actinopteri; Scombriformes; Scombridae
Gene: rhoua
Product: ras homolog family member Ua
Exons: 4
Coding region: 231-1043 (270 amino acids)
Biological process (GO): small GTPase-mediated signal transduction
Molecular function (GO): GTP binding; GTPase activity
Source: RefSeq, a predicted model, not a curated record